Rangifer tarandus platyrhynchus (Svalbard reindeer) is the source of this 798-nucleotide messenger RNA. Lineage: Eukaryota; Metazoa; Chordata; Mammalia; Artiodactyla; Cervidae. The record is from the annotation of a GenBank genome assembly.
AUGGGUCCUACUUGGAGGCCCCUCCCCCAGCUCCUUGCCUCGUUGAGGUCCCCUGGUUGCCCCUGGCUGGGGCUGUGUUCAUCACUAUCUCCUGAGGGCCCUGCCCCCACCCCCGGGUUCUCUCUCUGGGGCCUCCACCGGCAGGACCAUUCCAGGGGCUACUGGCUGCCGUGGAGAUCUCACCUCCUAACCGCCCCUGCCUUGGCCCAGCCCAAUUCACUCUGGUGUUUCAUCCAGCGAGGAUGUGUGCUUCCAGUUAUCUGGCAGGGCCGUGCCCCUGGCAGGUCAAGGUUAGGUGGGAGGGCUAGGGGACAGAAGACCUGGACCGAGUGUGCCUACGGAGGGCUCUGGAUCACUUGGAGACCCCCCAACUGGGGCCUUCUGUUUGGGGAACUGAGAUCAGGCACUAGAAAUACUUGCUUGGGGGAGCACCAGGCAGGACUCAUGGGGUAUGGGAGGUCCUGCCAUCAGUGGGCAGAGGGAGCUGGGCAUGGAGGACUGACCCAGUGGGGAAGAUGCAUUUGUGGGGACCAUCCAAGGGAAGGCUUCCCUGGCCUUGCUGGCCUUCUCCUUGCCCUGGACUGUGCUUGGCUGUUGACAUCUGGGGCUGACACACACAUGUGGCGGCUGGUGGGCAGGAGGCAGUCAUCUGGACAUCCAUCACCUUUGACUGGGAAGCACAAGGAGAGGCUUGGCCAACAGGGAGGCCAGCUGAGCCAAUGUGGGGGGUGGGUAAGGACAGUGCUAACCCCUCCUUGCCCCUCUGCACCCCAGGGAAGCCCUGCCCAGGGGCUUUAG